AUGUCUGUAAGCACCAGCGCAAUAGCCGCUGACACCUCGUGUAUUCCCGUUUCCUCCUGCGCUGAUGGUUCCUACGCCCUGCUCGGUGGCGAUGACGCCGUGCGCGGUCGUACGUUAACACCGCCACCGCCACCACCGCCGUCGUCGUCGACGCUCCUAACCGACAAUGGAAUAACGGGGGAGGAGCAGGAAGGAUCUCACACGCAUGGUCAUCCAUCUGCGAACCCCUUUUCUGGCUGCGCCACCUCCUGCGUGUCCUGGCACUACGACCCCUCCUCUGCGUCUCAUCACCAGGCGCACUCGCGCGCGGUGCCGAUGUCGCUGGAGCUCACCGGGUAUCAUAUAAACACCGGAGCGACGGACACCACUCCGCUGCGGCAUGCAGAGGUGCGGGAGAUGCUGGUGACCACAGAGCGGGAGUUGGCGGAGGCGAGGGAGGAGUGUGCACAGCGGGGCUCGGAGGUGGAUGCCCUCCGCAUGGCUCUGGCGCGGGAGCAGGGCAUAAACCAGAGCGCCCAGGCGCGGCAUGAGGAGUCUCUGCGAGAGUUGCGUGAGGAGCACGCGGAGCAGACGCAGCGGCUGCUGGACCAGAUCACACUGUUGAAGCGGCUGUCUGAGGGGGUGAUGGAGGAGAAGUCAAGGCUUACGGAGGAUGCUUCGCAGCGGAAGCAGCAGCUUCUCGCCCUGCUGGAUCGUGAGCGGGAGGAGAAGAGUCAAAUCAUGGCGGACUACCGGCAGCAGACGGAGGCCCUCAUUGCCGACCAGGGAAAGGAAAUCACCUCGCUGCGAGGCACGCUGCAGUCACUGCGCGAGGAACAGGAGCGCCUAUUCACCGAGCAGCAGGCGCUCGAAGAACAGAAGCAGGCGCUGGAGCAGAAAGUGUCGCAGCUUGGGGAGAAGCUCGCCAAGGAACGUAUGGAGUGUGAAAAUAAGCUGCAAGAAGCGAAUCAGCGCCACGCGCGCAGACUGGACGAGUUGAUUGCGCAGAACGAGGAACUCUCGAGUCGCAUGGAUGGGGAGGUCAGUAAACUGCAGGAGCGGCGUCAGGAGCUGGAGGACCAGGUGCGGAGCCUUACGGAGCGGCUGCGGCGGCAGGAGGAGAGCUACGUGUUGGAGCAGCAGACCCUGAAGGAAGCGUACAAGCGCGAGGUCUUGGAUAUUCGCAACGAGCUGCAGGCGGCGAUGGAACAACGCGAACAGCUGGAGGAGCAGCACCAGAAGGACCGACAGAAACUUUUAAAAAAUGAGGAGAAGCUUAUCCAGUCGCUGCGCCAGGCAGUAGAAGACAUGCGACAGGAGAAGGAGACUGUGGCCAAGGAAGCGGCGCAGCAGCAAGGAGAGAUGCAGGAGAAGCACUGGGCGAAGGUCAACCAGCUGCAGAGCACUGCAGAAAGUCUGCGACGCCAGCUUGCAGAGGAAACGGCGCUGCGAAAAGACGCGGAGUCGGAGCGGGAUCUUGUAACGGUGCGGGCGGAUGGUCUGCAAGGCACCGUGAACCGCUUAACGAAUGAGCUGGAGACGCUGCAGGUAGAGUACCGUGCCCGGGAGCGGGCGGCUGGGCAGGAGCGGCAGAAUAGCUUGGAUCAGCUACGUUCGCAGCUUCGCGAGCGCGCCGGUGAAGUGGAGGCAUUGCAGCAGGAGGUUACACGGCGCGAGAUGGAGGAGCAUAGGCUCCGCGACGAACUGGUGGCAAAGGUGCAGGCCUUGCAGAACACUCGGGCGGAAAGCAAACGGUUGCUGGAGGAGAUGCAACAGGCCGCCGACGAUCGAGAGCGGGAGACGGUGGAACGGGAGAGUGAGCUCUCGAAGACCGUCAUGCUUAGCCGGGCACAAAAGACGCAAGUAGAGGCCGAGUGCCAGCGUCUGCAGCGGGCCAUCGCGGAGCUCGAGGGGCGCCAACAGUCGUGCGAGAGGCAGCUAGCGGAGGAGCGACAUGCCCUGGAGGCGGCGACGGCGGCGGCGCAGCGAUCGAGCGAAGAGGCGGAGGAGAACAAGGCGGUCCUCCGUCGGUCACAGACGCGCCAGCAGGAGCUCGAAGAGGAACUGCGACGCAGAAGCGACGACCUGGCGGCCGCGGAGUCGCGAGUGGUAGAGCUAGAGGCCGCGCUCGAGACGGCCACUAGUGAGACGGCGCAGCAGUCUAAGGAGGCGGUGCGAGCUGCAAAGGCCCACGAGGCGGAGUUGCAGUCGUUGCUGCAGCGACAGCAGGCGGAGGUGGCGGCGCUGCGCCUCGCGGCGGACCAGAUGCGUGGCGAUGUCGCUAAGGCACGCGAGCUGGCCGCGGUGAAAGAUGAGGAGAUGCACCGCCUGCGCGAGGAGGUGAACCAACUCCACCGCGACGCGGCAAUGCAGACGGGGUCCUGGCAGGAUGAGCUGGCGGAGUCCAGGGAGGUGCACGAGGAGGACAUGCGGCGCAUGGACGAGGUGCUUUACACGCUGCGCGCCAAUCUCGGCCGCGCACAGGCAGCCAAGGUGCAGUGCCAGAAGGAUGCGGCGCAGCUGCAACGUGAGGCGGAGCGGCAACGUGCACAACUUGAGGAUAUGCUUUCGCAGAUGGAAGCGGCGAAGGAGAAGCUGCAGGAGGACGCCCGCUAUCGUGAGCAGCUUAACAACGAGCUGCAGGGCACAGUGAAACUUCUCUCCUCACGACUCGCGUCACAGGAGGACGACAUCCGACGGAUGCAGGAGGAACUGGCGGAUGUGAACAGCAAGCUGCACAACGCACACACCUUUCUUGGGCGGAAGGAUGCCACCAUCGGGCAGUUGACCGCACGACUCCGUGCGUACGAGGCGAGGACCGGGGUGUCUUUAACGUGA
This is a messenger RNA of Trypanosoma rangeli, 2817 nucleotides long. Its product is annotated as kinesin K39. Lineage: Eukaryota; Euglenozoa; Kinetoplastea; Trypanosomatida; Trypanosomatidae. The coding region runs from base 1 to 2817 and encodes 938 amino acids. The transcript has a single exon. The record is from RefSeq and is a predicted model, not a curated record.